This is a messenger RNA of Haplochromis burtoni (Burton's mouthbrooder), 1147 nucleotides long. RefSeq names its product eukaryotic translation initiation factor 4E type 2. Lineage: Eukaryota; Metazoa; Chordata; Actinopteri; Cichliformes; Cichlidae. Gene Ontology annotation, biological process: translational initiation. Bases 164 to 589 code for a protein of 141 amino acids. Gene Ontology annotation, molecular function: RNA 7-methylguanosine cap binding; translation initiation factor activity. The record is from RefSeq and is a predicted model, not a curated record. Gene Ontology annotation, cellular component: eukaryotic translation initiation factor 4F complex. The transcript has 4 exons.
CGCGCCUUCCGUCCACUGUUCCGCCGUAAGCAUGCGCAUUGGCAGAAGCCGUCACCGCAGUCCAGUGUGUUGAGUAGAAGCCGAGUAGGGACAAUAGAUUAAAAAUAGAAAAGUACAGGUGAUACAGGCGGAGAUAAGGAGCAGAACGAGAGACGGAGGAGAGAUGGAUCAGUUGGAGCGUCCCCAAGAUGACAACGCACAGGAGACAGAUUGUCACGUUGACAAUGCCGAUGGAAACAACAACAACAACAACCGGCGCAAGACGGUGUGUCCAGGUGCAGGUGAGCACCCCCUGCAGUAUAACUACACCUUCUGGUACAGCAGGAGGACCCCGAGUCGUCCCGCCAGCUCUCUGAGCUACGAGCAGAACAUACGACAGAUCGGCACCGUGGCCUCGGUGGAGCAGUUCUGGAGGUUUUACAGUCAUCUGGUGAGGCCAGGCGACCUGAGCGGGCACAGCGACUUCCACCUGUUCAAGGAGGGCAUCAAACCCAUGUGGGAGGUAACUAAGUACCCAGUACUCCUGCAGUACUCCUGCAGUACUCGUGUAGGACAGAUUUGUGCUGCUCAAAUGAAAGUACAACAAUAAAAUCAUCAGACACACAACACAUGCAGGGCUGCAGUGACAUCACCACGAACCAGACACGCCUGUGUUAGGCCACACCCACACCAAGAAAGUACUAAUGAAGGAAGCAUCAAUGAAUUCUUAGUGAAGUGCUGAUGAAGAUCAGGGGUAUCCAUCCGUCCUCCUUCACUGGGGGGCAGGUCACGGGGCAGUAGCCUGAGCGUACCAGACCUCCCUCCUGCUGGCCGCCUCCUGGAGAACACGACAAGCGCACCUUGCCCAGGAGGCUGAGCUCUCUCUUCACCACCAUGGACCGGUGCAGCAUCACUGCAGCCGCUCCAGUGCGCGCUGGAGGACACCACCUGAUGAAACCAACAGAACCAAUCUGCACCAAAGCCAGAGACGAGAUUCUUGGCUGCGCCUGUAAAUUCUGUACGUAAAGAUUCUGAACAGAAUGGGUGAGAGUACCAUGUCCCACCAGGAACUAGUCCUGCCUACUGAUGGCUCUGCGGACCAAGUUCUUGCAGUGGUUGCUUAAGGAUUAAAUGGCCCGUAGUACAGCGAUGGGCCCCUGUAGGGCUG